UCAGACUUGACAUUAUUCCGUUAUUAUUCCAUGAUGAGGGAAAGUGUGCUGCAGAGGCUGGGUCUGUCACCUGCGCUGGGGCUCAUGAUGAUGAUGAUGAUGAUCUGCUGGAGUGCGGCGCGUGAACCCGGGGCUCCUCGCGGGGACGCGCUGGACUUCGGCUUUGUCCCGGCUGUUGUGUACGAGACACGCGCGCACUACGAGCCCGGAGCCGCGGAUCUGCUCUUUCAAGUAGUGCACAUGUUUCUAAACACGGUUCAGCCAAACCCAUUCCCAGCAGAUCUAAUUGUCAAGCUUUUGCAACAAAACAUGAAAGGACUCACACCAGAGGAGCUUCAGAAGCCUGAGAACAUUGUCCUAACACUACAGGCCAUUUAUUAUGAGAUCGGCUUCAUUGUGCUGGCAAUGCUGGGUGUUGUUUUCAUGCUGCUGAUGCCGCUGGUGGGUUUAUUUUUCUGCCUGUGUCGGUGCUGUGACAACUGCGGAGGCGAGAUGCACCAAAGACACCACAAAAAUGCUGACUGCCAACGAGGCUUCUAUACAUUCUCACUUAUCACCUCAUCUGUGUUUAUUGCAGUGGGUGUACUGGUUGCCUACACUGGAAGCUACAACAUCACAUCCCAGAUGAAAAAUACCAAACAACUUCUCAGCUCCAACAUAAAAGACCUGAAAUCACUGGCCAGUCAUACACCAGCGCAAAUCGAGUAUCUGACUGCACAAUACACAACAGCCAAAAAUAAAAUUCUGUCCGAUCUAGACAAUAUUGGGCCAUUGUUGGGUGCACGGAUACACAACCAGCUGAAUAGAGAUGUGAUGCCAGCUUUAGACAAUGUACUGCAUAUGGCAGCAGUCAAAGUGGAAAGUGCUAUUAAAGCAAUGCGAGACACUAAGGAGGCUUUAGAGAAUGUGAGCAUGUCCCGAGAGACACUACAAGAAGCAACUACUGAGCUGCACAGGUCUUUAGAGGCAGAGCGCACUUCACUUUCAAACACACUCAAUGAUCCAGCCUGUCGCAGCGGAAACGCCACACACAUGUGCAACAGCAUCCAGGACGCACUUGACCGGCUCACUGUCAGUGCCAACUUCAGUGGGCUACCGAAUGUCAGUCUUCAGUUAGCAAAGCUAGAAACUGUGAUGGAGACAGAUCUCAGCUAUAUUGUACAGAAGGGCUACUCUGCUUUUAACGACACUUCCAGGAUAGUGAGUGAACAGACAGAAGAUAUUGUGGCCACACUGCCCAAAAUGAAGGCUUUGUUGGAGAAGUCAGGAGCAGAGAUUAUUGAUUUCACUAAUACAUUCCCAGUGGAAUCAGCAGUAGGGAACUUCACUCGUUUCCUAACAGAAACCGAGAAGGACAUAGAAGCUUUCUACCCACAGAUUGACCAGUUUGACUUUUACAGAUGGAUAGGGUGUGUGGUGCUGUGCUGCAUGGUUGUGCUGAUCCUGGCAUUUAACUCUCUGGGUUUGAUGUGUGGAAUGUGUGGCCACGAUAAGAACGCCACACCUACAACACGUGGCUGCCUCUCAAACACAGGCGGCAAUCUCCUCAUGGCAAGCAUUGGCUUUAGCUUCAUCUUUUCAUGGGUGCUGAUGGGAGUUGUGGUCACUACAUUUGUUACUGGAGGAAAUGUGGAGAAGCUUGUGUGUGAGCCUCUGGCCAACAGACAACUGUUUAAGAUCAUAGACUCACCAUAUUUGGUCCAUCCUGGCCAAAAGAAUUUCCUCCCAGGAAUGCUGUUUCAAAACCCCAAUAUUGAUCUUACUGUUGGCAGUAUGUACAGUGAUUGUUAUGAGAAUAAAGGCAUAUAUUCUGCACUACAACUUGAGAACCAGUUCCAUUUCUUCCAGUUCAUCAACAGAACCGUGAACAACCAUGACCUGGCAGAGAUAUUUGAGGGGGUAAAUGUAGAUUUGGAAGGAAUAAUCCUGCUGGGGGAAGAAGGAAAAGACAAUCUCAUCAAUUUUGCUAAUACAGGCCUUGGAGAAAUCAACUACAAGGCCUACCUCUCAGAGGUCAAUAAAGGAGUAACUGUUGUAGAUCUUCUCUCCUUUGCCAAUGAAUUGGAGACUGAGGCAGACCAUCUGCCACGUGGUGCUCUCGCAAAUGCACUAAAGGGUCAUGCUAGCAGCAUCAGACAGAUCCAUAAAGAGCAAAUCGUGCCCAUGGAGCAAGUCAUGAAAUUUGUCAGAGCCAGGAGCUCAUUAAGUCAAAGUAUCAGGUUCCUACAGACCACAGCUGAAGAACUUCCUACAAAAGUGACUAAUGUGCUGAGUGCCAUUGAUUCAGCUGAGUAUCUAAUUACCAACAACGCCUCACAUGUGGUCAAAAAGGAGACAGAUAAAUACACAAAGAAUCUGAUGGGAUACCUCAAACAGUAUGUUAACUGGGUUCAGCUAUCGUUACUGAUGGAGGUAGCUCAAUGCAAACCUAUCAGUAACAUCAUUGACUCAUUGGAGAUUGUGGGUUGCAGUUUCAUAGUGGAGUCAGUGAACACAUUCUGGUUCGGUCUGGGUGGCUGCUGUUUUUUCCUUAUCCCCAGUAUCAUCGUGUCUGUCAAACUUGCCAAAUUCUACCGUAGAAUGGACACAGAGGAUGUAUUUGAAGAUAAGGACACCAAUAUCAUUGGUUAUCUUACUGAGCAAUUAUGUGGCAUAAAUUACCUCAUGAUGAGCAGUGGUACAGAGACCUGGAGUUAAAGCGUCCAUUAAUGGCUUAAUUUCGUCUAGGCCUAAUUUCAUUCCAAAGGAAGAACAAAGAAGAUGAGAGCUGAAAGGGAAAUCUGCAGAAGGACUAUGGAUACUUCC
Molecule: messenger RNA, 2805 nt
Organism: Neoarius graeffei (lesser salmon catfish)
Lineage: Eukaryota; Metazoa; Chordata; Actinopteri; Siluriformes; Ariidae
Gene: prom1b
Product: prominin 1 b
Exons: 29
Coding region: 31-2697 (888 amino acids)
Cellular component (GO): prominosome; cell surface; apical plasma membrane
Molecular function (GO): cholesterol binding
Source: RefSeq, a predicted model, not a curated record